Molecule: messenger RNA, 4819 nt
Organism: Schistocerca americana (American grasshopper)
Lineage: Eukaryota; Metazoa; Arthropoda; Insecta; Orthoptera; Acrididae
Gene: Ipp
Product: inositol polyphosphate 1-phosphatase
Exons: 6
Coding region: 192-1337 (381 amino acids)
Molecular function (GO): inositol-1,4-bisphosphate 1-phosphatase activity
Source: RefSeq, a predicted model, not a curated record
AAGAUUCUUUUUUUUUUUAGUUAGAGUAAAAUUUAUAGCUGAAAGUAAGGCAUUUUAUGAAAGACAUCAGCAACACUUCAUUUUUCCAUUGUAAGCGUUAAAUGCAUUAUAUUUUGACAGCUGCUGUAGCUCGAAGAACGUCUUUGCGGUUUAGAAUAGGUAAAUAGUAGAUCUGUAUAUAAUCUUACGUUAUGGAAAGGAAUGUGUUAAGUGCAUUUAUUCAAGCAUCGGAAAAAGCAGCUAAUAUAGCAAGAGCAUGUCGACAGAAUGCACAUUUAUUUGAGCUCCUUGUGCAAGAGAAGGUAGAUGACGAGAAAAACCCUAGAUUUGUACACGAUUUCAAGACUCUGGCUGACGUUCUGAUACAAGAAACAAUAAAACAUGAUAUCGGCGAACAGUUUCCGGAAUUAGCGCAGCAUAUAAAGGGAGAAGAGAGUAAUAAAUUUCAAAACACUCUGGGUGAAAGUAUAACGGUUGAAGUAAAAGCUGACAAAGAUUCUACAGCAGCGCUGUUGAGUAAGGUUCUGAAUGGGGACACAGUGGCUGCAGGUUUGCUGGCUGACGAAGUUCAUAAGGUGGUGCCACUGGAGGACGUGAACCUCGCCAACUCCACACUGCCUCACAAAGUUGAGCUGCCUGUCGAGCAUUUGGGUGUCUGGAUAGACCCUAUUGAUGCGACUUCUGAAUACAUCAGGGGCAAGGAGACCCCAUCGACCAUUAAUGGUUUGUACUGUGGUGGCUUGCAGUGCGUCACCGUUCUCUUGGGAGUGUUCGACAGGUCGACCGGUUGUCCAGUGAUGGGUGUUGUAAACCAGCCUUUCUUCAUUCAUGAUGAUGACAGGUGGAUCGGAAGAUGUAUGUGGGGGAUAAGUCACAAUGAUACAAAUCUAAACUGCAUUCCCAAACCAGAUUUAUCACCUAAGGGAAAGGUGGUGCUGGUAGGCUCCGGCGAGUCGGAGGAGCUGCGAGAGAAGCUGCGAGCGUCGGGGGCAGUGGUGGUACGCGGUGUGGCAGGGGCGGGUCACAAACUGGUGGGUGUGGCGUUGGGGCUGGCGGACGCGUACGUGCUGACGCGGCCCACCACCUUCCUGUGGGACACGUGUGGACCGCACGCGCUGCUGCUCUCGCAGGGCGGCGGUGUCGCCAGCUGUGCCAAUCCGGGCACGCAGCUCAUCUACACUGGGAAUGUUGGCACCUGCAACGAGGGUGGCAUCGUCGCGUACCGUGACCGCACCUUCCUGGAGGCUCUGCUUGACCGUGAGCUGCAGGAGUCGGUCCUGCCGCUCGACCCGCAGGCAUCUGGCGACCCACAGGCAUCUGGCGAUCCACCCCAGUGAGACCCCGUAACACCUCGGAAAGUUCUGCCUGGCGACUGCGGACAGUUACAUUUUUCCCGCCAUUUUAAUGUCAUUAUCCCAAAAGUGAAUGAAGUUGUUUCACAGACUACAGUGGAGUCUGCUGUGACAGCAGAUGAAAAUUAUAUGCCUUAAUACAAUUUUAACUGUUGUCUACUCCCGAAUGCAUUACAAUCCCUGGUGAUACAGUCUGCCCCUUUGGCCCGAUCUCGUAUGCCUCACUGCCGAGUGAAAAGUGUUUUAGAGAUAGUGAACUGGAGGUGAUGCAUUUGCAAACGUACCUGUAUGUAUAAAGAUUCAAAUUGAUGAUCUCAUGCCUUUUUUUAGUGAUUUUUUUUUUGUUUGCAAAAUGAAUAUAGCAAUUACAAAUGACCAUAACUAUUUAAUGAGUACUGAUACAUUGAUAAGCAUUCCAAGAAUGUAAAAUAAAAAAAAGUCGAGAAUAUUUUACGUAAUGUAUAUUAGUUACCUUUGGUCAUACAGACAACAUUUCAGCAGUAAUCAGUUCUGAAGAAUUAGAGUUGUACAUUUGAGUUCUGGAAUUGUUUUUGGCAAAGGCACAUAUAUAAUAUCUUCAACAUAACCCCAUAAAAGGAAAUCCGUGGGUAUCACGUCUGGAGAUCUAGGUAGCCGAGAACGAAACGCAGUGUCAUCAUGUCCAGUACAACUUAUCUGCAAUGGUUUGGAAGAUGUCGAUUUAAAAAUGUGUGAACUUCAACAACCAUUGGAACACUUCAUCUUGCUGAAACGUGGUAUCGAUAUAAGCUAUGGAAUCAGCCAUUGCUAAACCACGUCUAGGUAAAGAUAUCUCAAAAUGCAUUGUUCUGCACCCAAAAAUUGACUUUACAGUUUUUGUACUGACAUCACACAGAACACAUUAGCCUCCGGUGAAUCGCACAGAUGUUCUGUUAAGCAUGAAGGCUUUUCUGUACCUGUAUUUGAAUGUUGUCCCAGUUAACCCUACCACUUAUGUGGAGGGUUGCCUCAUUGCUAAAAAUGAGAUCUGCAGCAAAUGUUCCUUCCUCCAUGGCUUCCAACAUUACCAUUGCAUAAUUCUGAUGGUUAUAAUCAUUUGUAAUUACUGUAUUUAUUUCGAACUGUUCUGUACAUGUGUAUAGUAGUGUCACAUCUACAUUGAGGAGGUAGUGUUACCUUGCCAGAUGAUUAAUCAGUCAGUUGUAAUACUGAAUCCUCAUUUCUGUCCUGUCAUUUUUUUUUCUCUGCAAGUGGAAGAUCCUUAUGGCGGACAAGGAAGUGCAAUAAAGAAGCAGUAUAUUUAGUACUGCAUAUAGACUCAUGUAAAAGCACAUGGCACUAUUCUAGCAUUGGAGCUCUCCUGUGUCUUGAGUGACCUAUCCUCCCUUUUUAACAUUUCCCAACCUUAUCCCUGUUUUCUCCUUGAGAAAGAAACCAAUAUUUCCAAAAGCUAGCAACAAGUAUGUUCCUUUAUGUGCGUCUGUUGGCAGUACUGCAUGUUUUGCUACCUGAAAAUUAUGUACUAGAACACUUCUGUCAUUAAUCUAUUUUUUAGUUUUCUCAAGUGAAUUUUCUUUUAAUAUAACAAAUGAGUGACAUUGUUUUGAUGUAAUUCAAAUGCUAGUCUUAUUUGAUUGUGAAAUUUUACAGAUUAUGAUCAGAUACUUGUCACACAUAUGUAGCCGUUCUAUUCUUCAUAUAUUCAUUAAACAUGUCAGAGGUUCACGUUGAUGCACAGUUUCUCUUGAAUCAAAAUGUUACUGAUUUUAUUAGCCAGUAUCAUAUGAGAAAGGAGAUGUGAUUUUUAUAACUGAAGUUAUCAGUUAUUAUGUACGCUUUAUGGUGACAGAUCUUGGCCAAUUUACAAGUACAUGAGUGUAGAAUUUUAUUGUUCAGCAAAACAAAUUGAAUACUUGAACAGGGUGGCAGCACCGUCAUGUUUAUGGCCAAGAAAUGAGGAGGGGAGGCAGAACAGCGUACAUUUGGUAAUUUUGCAAGUGGAACACUGCCACACGCUACACAUCUCUGCUUCAGUGCCCUGCAUAGCACAAUGGUCAACCAUUGAGUGGCAUGUGAAUAAACUACUGGCCACUUCACUUCUGAUACUUCAUAUUUUCAAAAAAAUUUAAUUUAGUUUGUCUUUUUUGAAAAAGUGGAAAUGUCAUCUAGUUGUGAUAUAACAACUCGUUUAUUCUGGCUCCUUUCAAAAAUAAAUUUUUUAGACAGAACAAUUUUUCUCACAGGUGGAGAACAUUGUAUGUGGAUGGCGAUUAAAGAAUGUCUGAAUGGUGAUGCAGCUUAGGGUACUAGCUGUUUCACACUGAAGCCAUCCACGCAGGUGGACCUUCAUACGAGAGAGAUCAUCCUCAGAAACAGAACAAAAUCAAUUUCUGUAUAACCUAUUCAAAUAGAAACAAUGCUGGUAGUGGUUGCGUAGCCAAGUGCCUAUCAGUUUGAGCAUAUUUGAGGGCUUGGGUUCUGUGCUAAUCAUGUGAAUUUUUUAUAAUAUAUACAAAUAUAUAACUGAAACUAAGGGCGAAGACUACUGAAUUUAUUAGACAGUGCAAAAUUAACGUACAACAAACCUAUAGUGCCAAAUGUUAAUGACUUAAGUUUCGCCUGAAAUUUAUUGAAAAUUGAAAGCUGCUUUGGAAAGGUUUGCAUACAGUGUCCAUUGUGCAGGAAUACUUAAUGUUACCAGUUCUGUUUUCAAGACCACACUCAUUCUGAAAAUUAUAGAUCAUUACUUAAUAAGUAAAUUUGUAUGUGUUUGCAGCAUCAUAAUAUGAAAGCAAUUGCAUUUUUUCUCUUUCUAACUGACGUAAUGAAGGUGGUUACGAUAAGUGAAAAUAGAACAAGUAAAAAGAGAAAGAGGGAAGAAAAUCAAAACUUACUUCUGACUAGGAUAGAAGCUGUAUCCCCGCACUGUGUGAGCUUGCAACAUUGCACAAUAUGCUAUAGUGCUCUUCCAUAUAUUGUGGUCAUUCUCAUGGAUGGUCCGCUUUCUGAGAACAAUAUAUCCUUAACAAAGGCACACCAGGGUGAACAACUAUAUAUCUGGCACUUCAAACCACAUCACCGACAAUCCAUUAUCCGAUCUUCACCUUACACCCCACACCCUCCCCUUCUGUGCUAGGUGUGAAGUUCACUUCUGUUCAACUUCAACUGUAAAGGCCUCCAAAAGUUGGUAUUUCCAUCUGUUAUUCAUAACACCACAGAAAUUGCUACUACAUCAUACAGUUAAUCAUGUUGUUAAACGCACACAUAUUGAUUAUUGUUUGGGGUAAAUACUUAACCACCACACAUUUCAGCAUUGUGUCCCUCCUGCUGAAAUUUGUACUUGUGCUUCCUCAGCUUGAACCCUUUCCUUGGUGUCUAGGGUCUUUUUACAUCCUGAGGCUCUUUUAACUACAAAGAAACGGUCUUAUCAUGAACAUAGGGUACUCAUCCUCCAGAUAUGCUUUUUAUGGAUUUUUCAUUAUAACUGG